Molecule: messenger RNA, 8269 nt
Organism: Oncorhynchus kisutch (coho salmon)
Lineage: Eukaryota; Metazoa; Chordata; Actinopteri; Salmoniformes; Salmonidae
Product: serine/threonine-protein kinase WNK4-like
Exons: 20
Coding region: 461-5257 (1598 amino acids)
Biological process (GO): protein phosphorylation
Molecular function (GO): ATP binding; protein serine/threonine kinase activity
Source: RefSeq, a predicted model, not a curated record
CAAUGCCCAUUGAGCGUUCACUGUGCGCUCGAGCAGUCUACGCGUUGUUGAUACUGAUUUAAUCCACAUUGGGAGCGGACAGUUUGAAGACGUGCGACCAGAGACACAAUUUGAGGAAUACUCGGAUUAAUGUCAUUUGUUUUUCAUCUGUCUAUGAGCACGACCAAGUAAAUUAUAUUUGGCGGAUUUAAACAAGCACGUUUUACCUGGGAGAACUCGAGAACGACCUUCAUUCAGGUUGAGGUGAAGAGAGUUGUCACCCCACUUGUUUGUUAAAUAUUUUUUUGUAUUAUUUAGCCUAUAGUUGAAUUUAACAGAAAAAAAUCGAAUGUAUAAGCCAAAUAUGUAGACACUUAUCUGUAGCCUAUUCUUAUUUUUGUCAUUUGGAUUUUUUUGCCCGUUCUUAUUUCUCGAAAUAAUCCACAUUCCCUGCAACCUACGAUGUUCCCUUGUCCUGUUUAUGUUUUUGAAUAGCCUUCCUUCGGAUUUGCACUAUCCACUAGUUGGGACACAAGACCCACCUGUUGCAUUUCGAGGCAAAACUCAUAAAACAGAAAUGUCACAGCUAGAGGUCGACGUGGCCGGACUGGGUUUCUCCAAAUUACCUGCUGGGUUCGACGCCAACUCCUGCUUCCCUGGCCGAAUACCACCAAGGCGAAGGAGACACUCGGCAAACUCCAGGAGAAACUCGUACAGGUUGAGCAAAAUAAAUACCUUGGAUUUGGAGCCUGAAGUUUACGAUGAUUCCCCUCUCUCCAAAACUCACUCCUGGUCUGCUGAUGAUAUUUUAGCCGAAACAGCGGCAGAGGAGAAAAAGGUGGACUCCUCAGCACCAGCCUCACCUGUCUCAAGCCCGGGAACGAGCACGUGCUCACCCCCUGGUACCCAAGCGUCAGACCCCAAAUCACCUCUUGAUACCUGGGACGCGCCACAGCCCAGCUCGCAAGUACAGGGCACAAGUUCAGAUUCCGAGGAAGAAAUCACUGACAAAAAGGUCAUUUUAUCUCGAGCUCCAUUUGAAAGAAAACGGGAGCAAGAGGAAAAGGAUGAAAUUGAAACCAAAGCCGUGGCGACGUCACCUGACGGAAGGUUCCUCAAAUUCAACAUUGAAAUUGGGAGAGGGUCGUUCAAGACGGUGUACAAAGGCCUGGAUACGGAGACAACAGUAGAAGUGGCAUGGUGUGAGCUACAGACGCGGAGGCUGACGAAGGUGGAGCGCCAGCGUUUCAGUGAGGAGGUGGAGAUGCUGAAGGGGCUGCAGCACCCCAAUAUUGUCCGCUUCUACGACUCCUGGAAGGACAACUGCAAGGGCCACAAGUGCAUCCUUCUGGUCACCGAGCUCAUGACAUCAGGCACCCUCAAGACGUACCUGAAGAGGUUCAAGGAGAUGAAGCUGAAGCUGCUGCAGCGCUGGAGCCACCAGAUCCUGAAGGGCCUCCACUUCCUCCACACCCGCACCCCGCCCAUCAUCCACAGGGACCUCAAGUGUGACAACAUCUUCAUCACCGGCCCCACAGGCUCCGUCAAGAUCGGCGAUUUGGGCCUGGCCACACUAAAGAGUGCCUCGUUCGCCAAGAGUGUCAUUGGGACUCCUGAGUUCAUGGCUCCAGAGAUGUACGAGGAGAAGUAUGAUGAGGCGGUGGACGUCUAUGCCUUUGGGAUGUGCAUGCUUGAGAUGACCACGUCUGAGUACCCCUACUCCGAGUGCCAGAACGCUGCCCAGAUCUACCGUAAAGUCACCAGCGGAAUUAAGCCGGACAGCUUCUUCAAAGUAAAAGUCCCUGAGUUGAAAGGGAUCAUAGAGGGAUGCAUCCGCAUAAAUACAGACCAGAGGUACACCAUCCAAGACCUGCUGGAACACACCUUCUUCAAGGAGAACAAUGGCGUCCAUGUUGAGCUGGCGGAGGAGGACGACACGGUGAAGUCUGGCCUGAAGCUGUGGCUGCGUAUGGACGACACCAAGAAGCUGCAUGGGAAGUACAAGGACAACAACGCCAUCGAGUUCCUGUUUGAACUCUACAAGGACGUACCCGAGGAGGUGGCCCAGGAGAUGGUGGUGCUGGGCUUCGUCUGUGAGGCAGAUUACAAGCUGGUGGCCAAAGCCAUCCGGGACCGCGCCACCGCCAUCAAGCGGCAGCGGGAGAAGCAGCGCCGGAUGGCCGAGGAGGCCUUGCGCCAACAACAGGAAACUGUCAUUGAGGAAGAACCAGAGUUGGCCCCCGAGCCAGAACCACCCACCCCCAAACCUCAAAUAGCCCUUCCCAUUAAACAGCCCGCCCCUGUCUCGGCACCCCCUGCCCAGAGUCUGCCCACUCCGAUGGUGUCGAGGCCGGUGAUAUCCGUGGCUAACGGCUCGGUGGAUUCGGGGAUAAAUGCCAGCUUCACAGCAGAGACGGAGGAGCAGGAGGCAGACCAGCGGUUGCACUACAACAUCAGACAUGCCAGCUACUCCUCUGCCACGUCCGACUGCGAAAUGGAUGGCUACCUGAGCUCCUCUGGCUUCCAGGAUCCCGGGGAUCCCCAUCUCCAGCCUCCUGUUAAUUUUGCCCCUUCCUCCAUCACUCCUGUUCCGUUGCCCCUGGAGAUCCCUCGCAUCGAGGCCCUGGCCAUCAAGGCUCCUCCCCCUGACGCUCCACCAAUCCCAGCUCUCCGCUUCCCCUCGAGUAUCGCUGUAUCCAACACUACCAUGCCCCAGUCAGGAAAUGCCAGUGGUUUCUCUUCUCCUGUCGACAGCUAUGCCUCUGAUGUGACAUCAGGCUUGAGUGAUGGCAAUGAGGGCCUAUCAGAAAAGAAUGCCAACAAACGUACCGGUACCAAGCUCUUCAGGAGGAGAGCCCGCUCACGCUUACGAAUCACUGGGUUGUCUGACAAAGUGGACCGUGUGGUGGAGUGUCAGCUCCAGACUCAUAACAGUAAGAUGGUGACCUUUAAGUUUGACCUGGACGGAGACAACCCGGAGGACAUUGCUGCUGUCAUGGUCCACAAUGAGUUCAUCCUUCCCUCUGAGCAGGAGGGCUUCAUCUACCGCAUGCGUGACAUCAUCAAGCGUGCAGAGGCCCUGAUGAAGAGGGGUGAGCCCCUGAGUCUGGGGGACGCUGCCCACCAGCUCUACCCCUACCUCAGCGAAGUGGGCAUCCUGUCCGCCUCGCAGCCAAACUUACAUGCGCAUGGACUGGAACGGACACAUUCCUCUUCAUCAUUGCCCGACUUUGCUGAGGGCAGCGUUGCUCAGCUCCGAGGCUCGUCUCCUGUGGCGCCUGUUGGAGACUUCUACAUCGACCCAAAGGCGGUCCCUUCUGUUCGCCCCCUCCGCUCUCAGUCCUUCCAGACCACGUCAAGUUCUUCCCAGACCUUCCACCCGCCUGCUUCCCAUUACCCCCAGUAUUCCCACCCCAAGGCUGUGCCCCCCGUGAUGCCCCUCAAUCAGCUGCUUCCCCUGCCCCAGCAGUACCCCAAGCCCCCCUAUGUCCCCAACACCCACUUCCCCUUCCCUUACCCUUUCACCCAGACCUCCUCAAAGCCCACCAGCGCCCCCCUCACCCCCGAGACCCUCCACCGGGUCCUAAGCAACUCCAACCUCUCCUCCUCUUCCCCAUCCCCUUCCUCCUCCCCUGCCAAGCCGCCCACCCCAGGGCAGCAGCAGGGGGGUGAAACAUUACCUCUGAAGGGUGAGGUAGUGGGCAGUACCCCCCAGCCCACCCCUCCAGCCCAACAGCAGCAGAACCCAGGCAUGUGGCCCCCCAACAGCCACAACCAGCCCCUCUUUUCCCUGGCCAACGUGUUGUCCCUGGCCAUGAGCGUGGCCCAGUCCUUCAUGCCCCCCACCUCCAUGCCCAGCGGUCUGAACCCAGCCCAGUCUGGCUCCUACCACCCCUCCAUGUUUGGCCCUCCCCAGCUGAUGCCAGGGGAGGGCCCCUACCCACCCCAGGGCCAGAUAACAGCAGGCCAGUAUCUGGACAUGUGCCAGCAGUAUGCAGACACCCAGGCUCUGCACCAACAGGGCCUGUUGAAAGCCAACGUAGCCCCAGGGUUACCCCAGCCUGGUGGGCUAGUCGAUGGGACUGCUUUCAGGCAAGCUGGCUCCAGCCUCUCUCCUCCAGGAUCCAGGGUGAGUCCCCAGAUGUAUUGCCAGCUGGGGCCCAGGGUGGGGUUCCAGGAGCAGACAGACAGCUCAGCCUCUACCUCUAUCACCAGCUCCCCCUCCUCCUCAGCUCCAGCCAGCCCACAGAGCACUGUGUCUUCACCCAAGCUAAGAACCUCUUCACCCCUGGUGGUGUCAGAGUCGGGAGCAAACGCUGCCAAAAACAGACUGUCACCUAUCUCUGAGGAGAAAAAGUCUACAGUUACCGUCGGCCGUUUCCAAGUCACACCCAGCAGAGAGAUCCCUGCAGCCUCCGCUAGCCCCGCCCAGGAUCCUCCCCAAACCCACCCACAACACCAAACCCCGCCCACAGUCACCGUUAGCACCAGCCCUUCCUCCCGGGACAGUGAAUCUGAUACCAGCACCGAGGAGCAGGGGGGCGAAUCAGAAAGCAGCGUUAGCACCUUAACCGUGUCCCCUCCCCAGCGAUCCCCCGGCGGGCCCCUGUGUAACCUAGACAUCGCCCAGUCCUUGCCUGGAGGCCCUAAGCAGACAGAGCAGGAGGACCAGCAGGAGAGGGAGGAGGAGCCAGACAAGGAGCCAGACAAGGAGCCAGACAAGGAGCCAGACAAGGAGCCAGACAAGGAGAAAAAGGAGGGAGAGGAGGAUGAGGAGGAGGAGCUGAGGAGAAGGGGGGGUCGGAGGCUGAGCCUGAGCCUGUGGGAGGGUACAGCGGGGAGCCCCCAGUUCAGUGGGAGCAACCUGAACCAGCCCUGGAUGAGCUACACGCGCAGCGCCUCGUAUGUCAGCAGUGACGAGACAGAGAGCGAGAACGAGGAUAUGUGCGAGGAGCUACAGGAACUCAGGGACAGGCACCUGUCAGAGGUGCAGGCCCUCCAGCUCACUCAGAAGAGGGAGAUUGAGGCGCUGUAUGAGCGGAUGGGAAAGGUGCCUCCCCCUGGCAUCGUGUCCCCUGCUGCCAUGCUCAACAACCGCCAGAGGCGCCUCUCCAAGAGCGGCAACUACCCCGGCUUGCGUAGGAACAGCCUGCAGAGACUGGAUAUACUGCCCCCUGCAGGGAUCAUGCGUAAAAACUCAGUCAGUGGCAGCAGCAGUGGCUCUCAGGAGAGGUCCAGUAAAGGGGUGACCUUUGCCCCCGACUACAACCGGAUGUGAGACGUGUCUCCCUGUGUGAUCUGGAGAACUGGGGGUUGAACCAGGAAGAGAGGGAGCCCAAUGAUGACCAAUACGUUGCCCAGCCCAGUGCUGAACAGAUAGCUCCCAGCCUGAGCCUUGCGAUGGGGAAACCGAAUGAACAGAAGACAUGGGCCUUUUCUGAAUUGGAUUUGCCCAACUCCUGCGUCCUCUUUCCUCUGUCCUCUCUCGUCUCCUUAUGAAAAAGGUAAUUGAGGAGAGGUAGCAAGGAGAGUGAACGAGGACGAAAAUGGGUUUGUAAGAAAUUCAACUUUUUCUCCACUCAGGCAAAUUACGUUUACAGGGGUGGAUCCCAAAAUUAAUUUGUAGAGUGAUAAAAACAAAUUAAGUUAGCUGUUCAAUACAUUUUAUAGAUACAACUAUAAGUAGCAUAUUGUUUGUAAACAUGUGCAUGCUUUUCUCCAUCAACAAAACAAAAGCUGAUUCAAAGGGGGUGUGGCAGAUUUAUAAGUUCUUCCGUGAAGGACUCAGGUAGGAGACACAUGACUAUCAUCUAUGAAAGAUGGCUAACAAGGAGGAAGAACACUCUUCUGUUCGCCUUGACCACUUAUGAGUUUCUGAGUCACGGAGGAGAGAGGACGAAGGAGAGGUUGGAGGACGGACUUUUUCCCAAAUGAGAAAAGGCCAUGGUCAUCCACAUCACUAAACACUAACAACGAUGGAUAAGGAUCCCAUUGUUAGAGCACCAAAGCAUCCUAUCUGCCAUCUGGUCCAUGUGCAAUACCGAGUUAGUAUUGUGACACCAAUCCAAGGAUGUCACCCUCCCCAUCUUAAGGAUGCUAAGCUUAUAUAGCUGUGUGUAGCAUCAGGUCAAGUGGAAAGUGAGCAUAGGAAGGCUAAUUGUGUGUGUUUCUGCGUGUGCUCUUAUGCGGUUGCUGCUUGUGCUAUCCCUGGAAAACACACGUCCCAGAAGCCCUGCUCUCUCCUGCACCUCGUCAUCCAACUGCUGCAAGCAGGAACUCCUCUUAAUACAAUAUGACCCUAUUCAAUCCGAAGUGCUGAAGAUCUGCUUAAUGUUGAAAUUGACAACUAAAGGCCAUGUUCCUGCGGUCGUGGAGACUGCAUUCAAGGUAAACGCUGCAUAUGUCUGCUCAAUCUGAAAAAAACUUAACAUUUUUAUGUGGGUCAUCUGCGAUACUUCGGCGAUAUGGAUCAAAUCCAGCCCUAGCUAGACAGUGUUUUACUGUCCAGAUGUUAUGAAUCAAGAGAUAAGAUAGCUUUAGCAGGAUGAGAUGUAAUCAUUGCCUUCAAAACAGUGCCUUUGUAGGGUUUGUAAUAUUGUUUCAAGUUGGUAUUUGAAGGGUUUGCAAUAUUGCGUAAGGAAUGGGAUGAACAAAUAUGCAUCUAAUGUUUUGACCGGCAAGUCAGGUCAGCAGUUUUCCAUUUUGCAGCUCCGUUUACUUGGCGUGCCGGGUGAACUAAAUCAAGUACACCUAAAUAAGAGUCAAUCCAAGCUGCCUGCAAGUAUCAGCAAAACAUCAGAGCUGUAUUUGGUGUAAACAAAUGUUCAUGAAGCAACACAAAUCACACAUGGUGCAUGAAAAACUAAAUGUCACUUUACUGAACUUACACUGAACAAAAAUAUAAACGCAACAUGUAAAGUGUUGGUUUCAUGAGCUGAAGUAAAAGAUCCCAGAAAUGCUCCAUAUGCACAAAAAGCUUGUUUCUCUAAAAUUACAUUUGUUUACAUCCCAGUUAGUGAGCAUUUCUCCUUUGCCAAGAUAAUCAAUUCUCCUGACAGGUGUGGCAUAUCAAGAAGCUGAUUAAACAGCAUGGUCAUUACACAGGUGCACCUUGUGCUGGGAACAAUGAAAGGUCAUUCUAAAAUGUGCAGUUAUGUCACACAACACAAUGCCACAGAUGUCUCAAGUUUUGAGGGCACGUGCAAUUAGCAUGCUGACUGCAAGGAUGUCCACCAGACCUGUUGCCAGAGAAUUGAUCGUUAAUUUCUCUGCCAUAAACCGACUCCAACUUCGUUUCAGAGAAUUUGGCAGUACAUCCAACCGGCCUCACAACCACCUACCACGUGUAUGGCGUUGUGGGGUGAGUGGUUUGCUGAUUACAAUGUUAUGAACAGAGUGUCCCAUGGUAGCGGUUGGGUUAUGGUAUGGGCAGGCAUAAGCUACGGACAACGAACACAAUUGCAUUUUAUCGAUGGCAAUUUGAAUGCACAGAAAUACCGUGACGAGAUCGUGAGGCCCAUUUUUUGUUAAGGUAUAUGUGACCAACAGAUGCACAUCUGUAUUCCCUGUCAUAUGAAAUCCAUAGAUUAGGGUCUAAUGUAAUUGCUGAUUUCCUUAUAUGAACUGUAAACCAGUAAAAUCUUUGAAAUUGUUGCAUGUUGCGUUUAUAUUUUUGUUCAGUAUACAAACACUCCAGGUCUUAUAAUAUACUACAUGUUGUUAAUUUGUUACUCACUCUCUAUGGCCUAGUAGUAAAGAUACUGCGUGUCACUUAUCAGCCUUGAUUUUUUUAAGCACAGAGUGGACGCUUAUGCUUUAAAAAUGUAUUUGAUCUUCUUAAUCUAUGGAUUGAUACAAUGCACUUUCCAUAGCGGUCGUUCACUAUUAGUAUUGAACAAUUGCGUCCCUAUAAAUAAUAGCGGGGUAACGAUGUAUAGUUAUAUAUUUUAAAUCGGUAUGCGUGCCUACGCAUUUAGUGUUGGUAAUUAUUUGAUUCAUGACAAAGAACUGAAGCUGUGAAGAAUUCUGAGCUAUUUGCCUUAAAGUAUGCACAUGGGGAACGAUUGCAGUAGAACACAUGAAAUAUAUUACUCAGAUUGUGUUCUUCUAAAUCAAGACAUCAACAGUAAAUAUACAAUGAACUCUAUUUUGUUGUCAAUCAUGUUUCUAGAAAACAUACUGCCAUGCAGAUUCUGUGCCUUUACCAUACUUUUUUUUAACCUUCCAAGCGUGAUUGUUUCCUAAAUCAUAUUUUUAAAUAUUGCUAAUAAAAUGACUAUUCAACAUCAUG